Messenger RNA from Strongylus vulgaris, 690 nucleotides. The record is from the annotation of a GenBank genome assembly. NCBI's taxonomy places the organism in Eukaryota, Metazoa, Nematoda, Chromadorea, Rhabditida, Strongylidae.
ACAGAUACGCUCGACGCCAUGAUUGAAAAUGGAAUGAUGAGCGCUGUAUCAGAGUGGUUGGCCCCUUUGCCCGAUAAAAGCCUCCCAGCUCUCGAAAUAAGGACUGAGUUGCUUAAGAUCUUACAAGGGUUCGGCCGACUGGAUCAGGGGAUCCUAAAACAGUCCGGAUUAGGAAGAGCGGUCAUGCUUUUGUAUAAGCAUCCGCGAGAAACAAAGGAAAACAAAGCGAUAGCAGCUCACAUCAUACGAGAGUGGUCAAGACCUAUCUUCCAGCUAGAUACAGAUUUUCGUUCCGUAUCCCGUGAAGAGCGCGUUCAGAGAGAUCUAGAACAUAUGGCUAAUGCAAGGAAAAAGAAGCUGAGUGGAGAAGCUGGACCAUCUGAGCAGAAUUCAACUUCUAAAGACUCAGAGAAAGUUAUUAAUAGGGCUCGUGUUCCGCGACCUUCCACCAAAGAUUACGUGGUGAGACCGAAGUCGAAUGUAGAAUCAGAGUUCAAGGUGAGGAAUAGUCGUACUGUUAAGAUGCUAUGGUAUUGCUGUCAACUUCUGCUGUUCGUUUAUGCCGAAAGAAAAGGGAAAGCGUUCGCCCGUCUCGACAAAGCUCAACGUGAGUUUCUAGAAAGAACAAAGCGUAUGAAGGUCAAAAGAGCUGUUGGUGUAUCGCUAGAAGGAAGAAAUAUGGCCAUAUGA